Molecule: messenger RNA, 1781 nt
Organism: Sycon ciliatum
Lineage: Eukaryota; Metazoa; Porifera; Calcarea; Leucosolenida; Sycettidae
Product: CD63 antigen-like
Exons: 8
Coding region: 278-1024 (248 amino acids)
Cellular component (GO): plasma membrane
Source: RefSeq, a predicted model, not a curated record
GCUAGCACAGUAGCAGUACGUACUAGUACAGUAGAUCUACUAAACGGGAGUAGUGUGGCUGAUUUUGAUUUUACUUUGGCGCUCUCCGCAGUGGACGAGUCACUUGUGUUUGUGGUGUUCACCUGUAUGUUUGUUGUUCGCCAGCUCCGUUUGUCGACGAUAUUCUAGCUAGACUAGUGCAACGACGUUACGUUGUCCCUGCCCGUCUUCAUUCGGAACGUUGAGCCGCUCAGCUCACCAUUCACUGUUUAGCACUGUAGCGCAGAUAUCAGCAACCAUGUGCAAGUGUAUCGAGGGUAUAAUCAGGGUGCUCCUGUUCCUCUUCAACAUCUUCUUGCUGGCAUGUGGUAUUGCCCUGAUAGUAGUGGGCGGUAUUGUUGCAGCAGAGUAUGGCAAGUUUGCCAGGGAAGACUUCUUUGAGCAGCGCUUCCUCUGGGGAUUCGUUGGACUGGCACUGUUUGUCGGUUGUCUCCUGGUCCUGGUCGGUAUCUUCGGUGUAGGUGGCUUGUGCUGCAAGAACGGAUGCAUGCUCAAGGCGUUCGUCUUCUUCAUCAUCAUCGUCAUCAUUCUGGAGAUAACCAUCUGUGUUCUGGUCUUCGUCUACCGUGAUGAGGGUGAGGAGAGUGCCAAGGAGAGCAUCUCCAACCUGCUGCAGACUGCCUACAGCGGAGAAUCGACUAGAACCACGGAACUGCUGGAUGAGCUGCAGAGUGAGUUCAAUUGCUGCGGUGGCUUCAACAUCAGUGACUACGCCAACGCGACUGUUGGAAGUGGAAUGCCUCGAAUCCCGGAUUCCUGCUGUCGUAUCAUGAACGGCAACUGUACUCUAGCUAACGGAGGACGAGCGGCCGUGACCACCGAGAACUACUACUUCGUCGGAUGCGGUGAGAAGCUGUUUGACGAGAUCGGUGAUCUUGGUGUUGGCAUGUUCGUCAUUGCCAUUGUGGUAGCUCUUCUUCAGUUCUUGGGUAUUAUCCUGGCAUGCAAGUACAUCCGAGAUGACAGUGACAGCAAGCACGUCUAAGAAUGUGCUGGUCUCGCUCGUUUGGCUGCAUGACUAUGAGAUCGCCGUCGCUAUAGCUGCAGCCUGGACCCGGGUCGACCAACGUGGGCAAGGUCAUCAGCCAACCAACAGCCUGCGGUAAGUAUGCGUGUGUAGAUCUCGUUCAGCGCCUUGCCUCAACUCGCUUCUUUAGACCUUUUUUCAUUCUUUCCUGCUGCUGCUGCUGACGCUGGCUGGGCGAACUGCACGGCAAGCAGCAUUUCCCGCACUCCUUUCCUCGGCACUGUCUAUACACAUUGCCAUACAUAUUGCCCAGUGUCGCGCCUUCCCAACGGAUUUUUCUUUCACCUGAAGCAUCACUAGCUAAUAGCUAUAGCCGGACAUCCACUGGUCAUAACCUUAUAAUCUAAUCUGCAUCUCAUAAGGUAUGUGUGUAUUUCAAUGUCUCGCUUUAUUAUAGGAUAUGUGUGUGUGUGCGUGUGUGUGUGUGUGUAUUUCAGUCGUGACCAAGGUUAUGCUGUCAUGCGAGUAAAAUCAUUCUGUCAACCAGCUUUGCUUUGAUCUUGCGAGUGGUGGCGUUGGUGUUGUAUAAGACCUGUUUGUCUUCUGAUAUCAUCAAUUGAAGGUUUCCUUUAUGUCUUGCUUUAGAUUUAUUUCCCCCUUGCUGCUGUGUGCCGCUGCUGCGUGCAUCCUUUCCGUUGCUACAAGAGUUCUUUGAAUUGCAGUGAGAUAGAGUCACACCUGAAGAGAUAUAACACCUACUACAGGUGCUAGUUCA